AUGCCGAGACGGCAUCAUACGGAGAGUCGGACAACCAGCAAGGUCCUCAUCAGUGGCCCUUUUGGACCCCGUGGGCUUAUCACCAGAGCCAAGGUGGCCACCAUCCACCGCCGCACUCCGUCCCCUCCGAACAUCGGGCACCAGAGUCCACGGACUGGAGCACUGGACAGGAACGUGUACAUCCUCUUCCUGCAUCUUCUGUUGGCUCAGUGGAAGCUGAGGGACAGUGACCUACAAGCAAGGAUCCUUCUGUCUCCAGAGGCCAGACAAUGUGUGUUUUGGUUGGAAGACUGUGUGCCUGAAGAGAGGGAUGUUAUUGCAGGACCUUAUUUCUUUCUGGUUGUAGAUGAAGGUAUUUAUAAAGCUGGUGAAAAACGGUCUGAAAUGUGGGGGGCAGCGGAAAUCCAGGAAGAUGAAGACACGCAGGUAGAGGUUCCAGUAGAUCAGAGGCCAGCAGAAACAGUAGAUGAGGAAGAAAAUGAAGAAGAGGGAGAUGAGGGAAACAUGAAUGGAGAUCAGGGAGAGGAAAUGAGGGAGGCCGCUAAUGGAAAUGUUCUCCAUAAUGAGAUAGAAGAAAAUGAAGAGAAAAUAAAUGAGCAUUAUGAAGAAGAGCAAGAAGAAGAGAAUCUUGGACAGCUGGAGGAAGAGGGGCCUUUCCGCUUAAAUGGUGAAACUAAUGAAGAAAAUGGUGAGGAAAUGGAGCAGUUUAAUGACCGCAAUGAUCUUCAUCCUGAAAAAAAAACAAAAGCACCAGAGGACUUUGACAAUCAAAGCCAGAUUGACUCUCAUCUGGAAAAAGCAUCAAAUCCAAGAGUAACUAUCACCAGCCCACAAGAAAGUGAAAAAAAUGACCAAACCAAUGAGUAUGCUGCUGUAGCAUAGACUUUUUAAAAACUAGAUUAGCAGAAAAUGAAGGAUUGUAAUAUUUGACAUUUAAAGCAUAUUGUUAUCUAUGAUUGAUAAUUUAUAAUGUGAAGAUACAGUUGAGUACCACCUAUUGAGUCUUGAAAUGAUAAUGCCAUAUGGAUUGACAGAGAUAAUGAACAUCCUAUUAAACGGAAGAUGGAAUUAUUUUACAAUAUGUGACUUACUGAUGAGAUUUUAGGGGGGUAAUGUAAGGGUUUUUGUUUAGAAAUACUAUAAAUAAGUGAGCUAUUUCUUCUUUGGUAUCAGAUGAUAGUUCUAGAAUUAACCCCGUGUGUUAGUCUUCCAAUGUGCUCCAAAAAAAAAAAUUGUUAGACAUCAGAGUUUUUUAGCAAUUUUGUUUAGAAAACAAUAUUUUUGUGACUUCUCAUGGAAAAAUGUAUAAUGUUUUUCUUAGAAUAAUAAACAGCUAGAAAUAUGAGGUAUACUUAAUUUCCAGGUUUAUAAUUUAGAGGAAUGGGCCAGAUUCUCCUCUUGGUGGAGUUCACCCACAUAAAAUUGGAGUCGAGAACCUAUUCUGAUUAGAUGUUUAAAACUGGAUAGUGGCUUUCCAGUAAAGCAGCAGCAUUAGUGGUGGUUCUGUUAAUAAAAAGCACAUAUAUAGUACCAUGAAUAGAGCGGGGCAGAUAGCGAGAUUUCAGUGCUGCAACCUGAUCCAUGACUCAGAUCCCUGCUGCUGCAGAAAGACCCACUGACUUCAGUAGAACUCUGCACAGAUGUAGGAAAUCUGCAUGCACAUAGAGCUGUUUACAGGAUUUGGGCUAUAGAGUAGAAUUGGGCAACAUUCAGACACAAUUUAAUUGCCAAAAAAUGCAGUUUUGCUUGACCACAAACUAGUCCAGAAUCUGGCCUGAAUUUGCAGAAUUGUUUCAGCCAAUUUUUUUUUUGGCUGACUUAGGACCAUUCACAAAAUGGCUGGAGGAGGUGAUGUUGACUAGAGCACUUACCUGUGACAUGGGAGGCCUUUCUUCAAUUCCUGCCUCUGCCUGUUGUGGAGCAGGGAUUUGAAAUCAGUCUCCCACAUCUUAGGAAGGUGCCUGAGCCACUGGGCUGAAAGUUAUAAGAGAACAAACACCACCACCUCCUCCUCUAGCUCUUCU
This is a messenger RNA of Chelonoidis abingdonii (Abingdon island giant tortoise), 2024 nucleotides long. The record is from RefSeq and is a predicted model, not a curated record. NCBI's taxonomy places the organism in Eukaryota, Metazoa, Chordata, Testudines, Testudinidae.